This is a messenger RNA of Sphaerodactylus townsendi, 5099 nucleotides long. It is a transcript of the gene CNTLN, whose product is annotated as centlein. The record is from RefSeq and is a predicted model, not a curated record. The transcript has 27 exons. Gene Ontology annotation, biological process: protein localization to organelle; centriole-centriole cohesion. Gene Ontology annotation, cellular component: centriole; centrosome. NCBI's taxonomy places the organism in Eukaryota, Metazoa, Chordata, Lepidosauria, Squamata, Sphaerodactylidae. Bases 198 to 4223 code for a protein of 1341 amino acids.
GAGGAAAAGGAGGCGGGCGGGAUCCUGGAGGCGGCGUUUUAUUGGUUCACAAGCCGGUUUUUAAUUUUGUAAUGGCGGCGGGCGGUUUGUAAUGGUUUCUCUACAUAGAGAACACCUCCCCCCCCCCCCCAUACGCAGCCUAUUUCCUUUAAACCAAUAACUAAAAGUGCAUUUUUAAUAGGAUCCUAGUGUCUCUUAUGCAUAGCAUGGAUACUUCCAAUUCCAAGGAUCCCGCCUUUGCAGCUGAAUCUCGAGUCUUAGUGCUGGAGGAAGAAGUCAGGAACUUGAAAGAGGAGCUGAGGCAGUGCCAGGUUGAUAAAGAAUUUGUAUGGUCUUUGUGGAAACGUCUCCAGGUCGCAAACCCAGAUAUUACUCAAGCAGUAAGCUUAGUUGUGGAAAGCCCAGGACGUUCCCCCCUGAUGUUUGAAGGUUAUGUUGUGGACCACCUCCGUGCCCUGAGUUCCACAAGAGAAAAGCAGAAAGCUGAACUCAAGGACAGGAAAGUUUUGGAGAUUUUGCAAGUCAAAGACAGCAAAAUUCAGGCACUGGAACAGAGAACAUCUGGGCAACAAGCAGAGAUAAACGACCUGGUACAGAGAAAAAUUGCUGUAGAUGAGGAAAAUGUUGUCUUGAAGAGUGAACUCUGCCUCUUGCAGCAGAAAUUUACAGAUAAAAUCGAGGAACUUAAGGACACUAAGGAGUGUGCAGUGAGAAAGGAAGAGCAAAGCAGGCUGGUUAUAAAAAAUCUGGAGGAGGAAAAUGAGGGAUUAAGUACACGCUAUGCUGACCUGCUAAAUGACCUGGAGAAACUGAGGAAGCAGGAGGCACAAUGGAGAAUAGAAAAAUCUGGCAUUGAUGCAAAAAUAAAGAAUUUUGAAGCUGAUUUAACAGAUGCAAGGGUGCAAAUGGAAAUCUUUCACAGUAGAUGCAACGAUCUGGCAACGCAACUGAGAAUUAAACAGACUGAAUUAACACAAAAGGAUUUAGAUGUAGCCAGAGCCAGGAAGGAGUUGCAGGAGCUGCAGAAUCUCUACAAACAAAACACUGAACAUGCAGCACAGCAGGCAGAGCUGAUCCAGCAGCUUCAGGCUCUCAAUAUGGAUACGCAGAAAGUACUGAAAACUCAGGAAGAUGCUCACACAGCUGAAACAAUAUCCUAUCAGAAACUCCACAAUGAAUUGACUAUAUGUUUUGACAAGCUCAAAGCAAGUGAGAUUCAGCUCCGGCAAAGUCAAAUUUCUCUCCAGAAUGAGGUAUUUGAAAAAGAACAACGGAUUAAUCAGCUGGAAAGCCAACUUCAGCAAGCACUCAGUUCUGCAUCUACACUGCCUCAAGAAACUUAUCCAAAGAAGAGAAAAGAGGGAUUCCACCAGUAUUCUUCAAGGGAAUUAGAAUAUCUCAUAGCAACGCAAAAAUCUGAAAUAAAGCUUUUGCAAGAAAAAUUGAAAAGAGCAAAUUGUAAACUAGCAGAUCGUACCCUGUGCAGCAGAGAUUUCCUGGAUUGCAUCAGUGUUAGAACUGGGAAGAAAUACAAGGAGCCACCUGUGAAACGUUCAAGGUCUCUGUCCCCAAAGAGCUUUUUGAAAGAGUCAGAAGAACUAAGAAAGCUUCAAAUAGCUGAAAAAAAGAUUGAAAACCUGGAGAAGUCACUACAGUUAAAGACCCAGGAAAAUGAUGAGCUAAGACAAGCCCAUGAAAAGCGCAAAAAAAGGCUGCAGAUGUUUCAGACCAACUACAGAGCAGUAAAAAAGCAAUUAAAGCAAUGGGAGGAGGGCAAUAGCAAAACUGGAAGUAGGAACAGUGGAAAGAAACGUGCGGAUCCCCGGCAGCUAUGCCAAGAAGAUUCUGAUGCUGUGUGGAAUGAGCUGGCUUAUUUCAAAAAGGAACACAAAAAACUAUUGAGUGAAAAGCUCGAUUUAGAAGAAGAAUUGGAUCAGAUGAAAGUAUGUGUAUCUAGAGAUAAAGCUAAAAUACAAGAACUGAAUCUGUGCCUGCAGCAAGAAAGAGAAGAUCUGCUCUUUAGACUCGGUGAGGAAGAUGAGGUCACGAGCAGUACGCCAAAGAAGAAUGUGAAAGAAAUAUCAGCGCAGACAUUACAGAAGGUUUGCCAAUUGGAAAGAAGGCUGAAAGCAUUUGAGAAAGAAUCAAGGCAACUGAUUGAAGUUAACAAAGGGUUAAUGAAGGAUAACAAUGAUCUGAAAGCAACUCUUCAGCAGCACAGAGAAGGAGCAGACACCAGAGAGAGGGAGGUGGAGAAACUACUGCAAAAGAUCAAAGAAAUAAAGCAGGACAAAGCAGAGCUUCAAUUAAUGAUAGAUGGGCUGGAGGGAGAGGUCACCUCUCUGAAGAGACAAGUGGCAGAAACCAACACAUUGAGAAAUGAAAAUAAGGAUCUGCUGAGUCAAGUGAGGCAAUUGCAGACUUCCUUGGACAAAGCAAGGAUGAUGGGUACUUUGGCCACAGUGGAGGCAACCUGUGGGCCAUGUAGAUGUAAGAGUGCAAGCUCCAAAGUAAUGUGGAAAACAGAGAAGAAAAAGAGCUCAGUGAAACGUCACCAGUCUUUCCUCAAUCAGUCCAUCAAGGUUAUGAGUGGUGUAUUUGAGAACUUCAGUAAGGACGGCUGGGAGGAUAUGAGUGAAAGCAGUGAUUCUGAGAUACCAAUUUCUGAAAGUCAGGGAACCAUUAUAUCAAAAACACGGCAACAGAUUCCAAUGACAGGCAAAAAAAAUGAGCAAGAACAAAAUAAGAUGGAAGAGAAUGAGAUGCCUCCCUGUACUGUGCAUUUAGAAGACACAAGCAAGCCACGUCAUAUAAAGGACAAAGAAGUAGAACUGGCCCCUCUCAAAAGGAAGAAGACCCUUAAUUUUGUGCUCACUAGUAAAGUGAACAGAGAGAAGAGAAGAAAUGUUGUGCUUCAGAAAGUUGGCUGCUCUUCUUCUUUACGGGCACGGAUUACAUCCUUACAGCAGCAGUUAACAGUUUUACAGAAUUCAAAAAGAACAACAAUAUUUGCUCUCCAAAAGUCUAAGGAAGAGAAUGCAAAAUUAACAUCUCAGCUGCGUUUAACUGAACAGAGACUUCAAGCCAGCAAACAAACUGUUCAGACCCUGAUGUCCAACCUGACUGAAUUGCAGCGAGAAAAAUCAGAUUUGCAAGGAAAAUUGGACCACCUGACCCAGUCUACCAAACUGAGAGAGGGUCUGUCUUCUGUGAUAUCUGGGCAUACUGUAACUACAUCAGCAUCUCCACUGAAGAAUGCAGAGUUGGAAAUGAAGCAGCUGCAGUAUAAACUGAAGAAUGCAAAUAAUGAAAUCACCAAGCAGUCAUCAACCAUUAAAUCUUUGAAAAAUGAAGUCCAAAGUAAAGAAGAACAGAUGCGGGAGCUGCAGGAAAAGAUUUCUCGAAUGGAGAGGGACCUAAGUAUGAAAAGGCGUUUAAUAGAAGACUGGAAAACGCAGAUGAAAUCUAAUCAGGAAAAGGAGAAAACCUUAAAAGAAACACUGCAAACUCUUGAAGAAAAGGUAAAGACACUGACUGAGGAAUGUUCAAACAAAAAAGCAUCAAUUGAUUCACUAAAGCAAAGGCUUAACGUCACUACAAAAGGAAAGGCACAGUACGAGCAACUGUAUCGCAAAGCUACAGAGGAGAUGCAGAAAAAGGAGCUGAAAGUCACCAAUUUAGAAGGCAAAAUGGCUGAGGCGGAAUUUGCUAUGUCUGAGCUUGAAACAACUGCCUCCCAGCAACUCCAUGGUCUAGCAAGGCAAAGUGGACAGGCACUUGAAGUCGUGCAGAAAAAGUUGAUGAUGGCUAAUGAAAAAGUGGAAGAGUUUGUUACCUUUGUGAAGACCUUGGCCACAGAGCUGCAGCGUAAUGUGAAGGAGAUCAGAACACGAAUAAGGCAUACUAAAAAAAUACAACAAGAGAAAAAAUAUGACAGCGGCAUUUCAAAAGAGUCUGUUCACCGGGCCCAAUACUUGGCUGCAUCUAUCCUUAAUAUUUCAAAGACUGACUUGGAUGAUAUACUUGAUGUUGAAGAUGAUGAGGUAACGGAACAGAUCAAAAGAGAACAUGAAAAUGACAAGGAGUGGAUGAGCUACUUACAGAAGCUUCUAGAAGGACAGUUUCCUUUUGCUUCGUAUUUAAUGGAUGCCAUGCUGGAAAAACUAAAUGAGCAGAAGAAGUUGGCAGAAGAGUACAGUUCUCUUGUGAAACAAAUGAUGUAACAGUGCUGGAUAACUGAAUGCUGACCUUUUUGACGAACAGCUUAUGUUCAGCACCAAUUCACCAUUUACAGUAGCAGGUUGUUUGGUACAUUUGUACGGAAAUAAGAAGGGUUUGGAGGUCCAUCUCUAAGCAUACAGUAAAUAGUGCUAUGGGGUCAUGCAGGAAAUGCCAAUUAAACAUGGUAAAUUCACCUAUUAGUAUAACGUGGGAACUUUCCCUUAUUAAGAAAUAAGUCCUGUUAAACAUGGUAGGAUUUCAUUCUAGUUUAUGAUUGGACUGAUUUGCUCUUCAGUUCUGAAAGGAAUGUAUUGCUAGACAACUUCCAUACCAAGCCAAUAUAUUAGCUGCAGAAUAAUUAGAUAUUAUUUACACCCCCAUUCCUGCUGCAAAUUACUUAAAUACUUUGUUGCUAGGUACAAGGAUUUCAAUAAACCAGUGAAAAUAGCCAAUUGUUCAUCCAGUAGAAAGUUUUGAAAGAUGCCAUUUAGUGAGUUUAUCCUUAAGGGCAGGGAACACUUAAUGGACCCAAUCCACUUAAUGGACCCAGUCUUCCAUCGCUAUACUUGCAUCAUGUGUGUUCAGCUCAAUGAUGUUUGAAAGAGAUCUUCACAUCUGACUGAGCCAUGCAUUCUCACAUACAAGGAUGAAAAUUUCAGUUAUUUUUACAUGUUAGGAUGCCCUUUUGCUUUACAACUCAAAUCAUCAUGAAGAUGAUAGGUCAUCUGUAAAUUCUCUAUUUUGAACUAUUGCCUAAAAGUAUGAUGUGAAUUCAAAUUUAGAAGACAUGUAAUUUUAAUUUUAUGACUGUGAACAUGCAUACUAAGUGUUCAGUGUAUUUAACAGUAUUUAAGAAGAAUAAAUGAUUUUGAUAUUGA